AUGAUGCGAACGGCGGCGUCGGCCAGGGCGCCGACUUCCACGUCCCGCGCCGCAAGAUGCUCGUUGCCGCUCAGGUCUGCGCGCGGCACCGGUCUCCCGGGGUUCAGGCGGGCGGGUGCCCGGGCCACCGCACCCAGGGUUUCGCGGAGGAGUGCGUUGCGGGUGGAAGCGAGGAACCCCACGAAGGCGCCUGUAGCCUUCAAAGUCCGGCGCGCGACGGUGCACGACUUGGUGGAAGUCGGGUCCGUCCUGGUGCGUGAGCAGGUCAACCCUCUCGGCCUCGCUGCCGAGCGCAUGUGGGUCGCCGUCAGCCUGAGUGGCGGGCAGGUCAUCGGCUGCGUCCAGGUGGACCCGAAGCCGACGGAGCUCUCCCCCACGUACAUGGUGGUGUCGAACCUGGUCGUGGACAGGCCCUUUAGGUACCAGGGCGUCGGGAAGACCCUCCUCCGCGAGGCGCUGGCGUCCUGCAGUGAGCGAGACGACGUGUGGCUCGUGGCCGCGCCGCGCGUGGCUGCGUUCUUCGCGCGGUACGGGUUCAGCGUGCCGAAGACGAUGAAGGAGGUGCCCAGCGGGGUGUACAUGGGCAGGUUCGUGGGGCAGUUCAUCGGGAGGCUGCGCGGGGACAACACCGUCGUCGCCAUGAGGGGGCGGGGCACGAGAAGCGUGUGA
This is a messenger RNA of Pedinophyceae sp. YPF-701, 669 nucleotides long. Lineage: Eukaryota; Viridiplantae; Chlorophyta; Pedinophyceae. The record is from the annotation of a GenBank genome assembly.